Molecule: messenger RNA, 618 nt
Organism: Penicillium manginii
Lineage: Eukaryota; Fungi; Ascomycota; Eurotiomycetes; Eurotiales; Aspergillaceae
Exons: 1
Coding region: 1-618 (205 amino acids)
Source: RefSeq, a predicted model, not a curated record
AUGCAAACCAAGAUCGCCGUUUCUUUGCUCCUCGCUAGCCUGGCGGCGGCUGCUCCUCAGGCUACAGGCUCAAGUGACCCGGAUGAUAUAAACAUUCCUGCCAGUAUCCAGGGCGAGCUUUUCUCCGCUCUACCUACCUCGGUGCAAUCGGAGCUUCUGGCCGACCCCACUGGUGCUCUCCCCUCAAUCUACAGCGAGUAUGUGACCAAGACCGAGUGGAUUUCGAGCCUACCAUCGGAUGUCCAGAGCUGGAUCAGCGGCGCCGAAUCCUCGCUCUCUGAUAGUGCGUCUGAUUCUGGCUCUGGCUCUGCCACGGCCACGGCCACAGCCACUGCCACUGCCACUGCCACUGCGACUACCACUGCCACUGGCAGUGACAACACCACCCUUACGGGCUCUUCAUCUGGCACAGCCACCGACUCCAGCAGUGGAAUUACAACCACCACCGCCGAGUCAACCGCAACGACCACUGACUCCGAGACCUCUGCCAGCAGCAGCGAUGCAGCUUCCAGCAGCGCCGGAUCGGAGACUUCGACUGGCGGUGCCCCGGCUGCCACUGGUGUGGGAAUGGGCCUGGCUGGUGCUGCCGGAGUUCUGGGCGUGGCGCUUUUCCUGUAA